Molecule: messenger RNA, 6113 nt
Organism: Diachasmimorpha longicaudata
Lineage: Eukaryota; Metazoa; Arthropoda; Insecta; Hymenoptera; Braconidae
Gene: tok
Product: protein tolkin
Exons: 15
Coding region: 847-4470 (1207 amino acids)
Biological process (GO): proteolysis
Molecular function (GO): serine-type endopeptidase activity; zinc ion binding; calcium ion binding
Source: RefSeq, a predicted model, not a curated record
CACAUCUAGUCGGCCCGUGGCAAACCAACGGACGGACGUAUUACCCGCGAGAUCACAGAACAAGUCUUAAACCCGCCACCAAAACAACUCCGUCAAGCACAUCUAUCAUGUGUUCAAUAUUUAUUCUAAGCCCGUGUGUGCAAUUGUCCAUGGAAAAAUUAAUAUAAAAAUGCGUAACCGAGUGUAAAGAAUAGCUGGCAAUCUAUACAAGUCAAAACUCCCUCGAACUUUGACCUGCAGUCGUCAGCGAGCUGAGCGAUUAUCGCACGCCACGCAACAUUCGACGAGUAAAAUCGUGAAAAUAUAGGCACUCCUAUGACGACAAUUAUCAAUUAAAAAAUCGCGAUACGACACCAGCGAAUAAUUGAACGCACAAAGCCAAAAUUUUCAUUUGAACAUCAAAUCAAAACUUAUAGAACAAAAUAAAAGCGUAAUAUUUAUUAUAAUGUAAUGACAUUGAAAUAAUUAGCUGAUCAAUUAGUUUUUCAAUACAAAAAACGUGAAAAGUUCUUGUGAAUUCGAAACAAACAAUCGAGACAUGUGAAUUCAACUCAAAACCGCGAAAAUAGUCAAGUGUCAGUUGACUUUUGAAUUUAUAUCGAUAGUAAGAGCUCCGAAAAAUUUUGUGAGUGGAAUAAAAAUUGAGACAGAAGUUUUGAGGAAAGUGGAAAUAGUAAGAGAAGGGAAUUUAGGGCCGGAGGAAGUCAAAUCGAAUUACAAGAUUUGAUUUUUAGUUUCACUGAGUGGUGAAGCGUUAUUUUUUCCGCGGAGGGGUUGGUUGGUUUGUUAUGACUCAGUGGAGAGGGAGUCUAGUGCCUGUUGAUUUGGUUGAAAAGCUCAGCAGAGAUGAGGCUGGAUUCGGUGCUCUUUACUGUUGUUUCCAUUUUCUUUGUGGAAAGAGUCACGUGUCGAGGUUUACUCGGGAAUAAUGAGACAAUUAUCGAGGUGGGGAGAAAGAGAUUUACUAUUGAGGAGUUAGUUAAUGGACAGUUUCCACAUUCUAUUACCGGAGAUCUGGAUCUGGAUGUCUGUAAAGCAGGUGGAUUUUUAGGGGAUAUUGCUCUGCCAAAUGUUCAAUACGAGACGGAAUGGCGUCAGCAAAAAUUGAACAAGAGUUAUUUAGAAGAGCUCGAAAAAUACAGAGAUGAAGUGCUUAAAGAGGGUUUGCAGGUCGAAGAAGAAGGUUUAACAGAAAUUCUCCAGUUUAAACAUGGCCAGGGUAACGAGGAAUCGGGUCAGGACGAGUUUUCAUCAUUGGACAAGCCAGUGGUAGUGGUGGAGGACAGAAAUCAGUACAACAUGGGCGCUGAGCCAACAAAAUCUGGGGUCAGAGAGGCGAAACAUCCGGAGAUCAAGGACGAUGACAUUGAAUUUAGACUGGAAGAGACGACGAACAGUCCUGAUAAAUCUCGUCUAACUAACUUCAUAAGCACUGCAAAACCUGGCUGGCAACCACCGAGAAUCCAGGACUCAACAAGAAUCCCCAGGACCAGACACUCGCAUCACAGCCGUAGUGAAUUGACAACAAAAGAUCCGACGGAUUCACUUGUCGAUAGAGCUACGAUUGACGUUACCUCGAGAAAACGUCAGCGUCGACAUCAUCGCAGAAGACUGACAAGAAGACGCCCCCAUCAACGUCGCCUGAAAUCCCCGUUCCCCGGAGGCGCAGCACCGCAAAAUGCAGACUCUGACAUAGUUUCGCAGCACGAUCGUCGUUUACGUGACAUUGAAUUCUACAAUGAGCACAAGUCGAAGUUGGAGACGCACCAGAGGCAUGGGGCUACUCGGAGUGCAGCCCCGAGUCGAAGAAGAAGAGCGGCGACAGCGAGGAAGGAAAGAGUUUGGGAUCAUGGAGUCAUUCCUUACGAAAUUGAUGGAAAUUUUUCAGGAGCCCACAAGGCAUUGUUCAAACAGGCCAUGAGGCACUGGGAGAACUUUACUUGCGUUAAAUUUGUGGAGAGAGUUAGCAGAGAACAUCCCAAUUAUAUUGUGUUCACUGAACGACCGUGCGGUUGCUGUUCAUUCGUUGGAAAGCGUGGUAACGGUCCCCAGGCGAUCAGCAUCGGCAAGAAUUGCGAUAAAUUCGGCAUAGUUGUCCACGAAUUAGGUCACGUCGUGGGUUUCUGGCACGAACACACUCGUCCUGACCGCGAUCGUCACGUCCAAAUAAUCCGUGACAACAUUAUGACUGGUCAGGAAUAUAAUUUCAAUAAAUUAACAAACGAGGAGGUGGAUUCGCUUGGUCUACCUUACGACUACGACUCGAUAAUGCAUUACGCCAAAAACACAUUCUCAAAGGGUACUUACCUAGACACCAUUCUCCCCAUGGAGAAUAUCGGCAAAAAGAGGCCAGAGAUUGGACAAAGGAUUCGUCUCAGUGAGGGUGACAUUGCCCAGACCAACCUGCUGUACAAGUGCCACAAGUGCGGGAGAACUUUCCAAGAGAACAGUGGUAGUUUUGGCUCACCAACGCAUCCCAACAGCUCCCCACCAAUGGAUGAUGAGCGAUGCGAAUGGCGGAUUACCGCCACUCAUGGAGAGCGGAUUGUGUUGAAUAUCACAUCGUUGGAUAUAUUCAAAAGUGACUACUGCAAGGUCGAUUAUAUCGAGAUUAGGGAUGGGUAUUGGUACAAGAGUCCAGUAUUAGGUCGUUUCUGUGGAAGUGGAAAAAUUCACGAGCCCAUAGUGUCAACAGGAAGUCGGAUGUUGGUAACAUACGUUAAGACAAGUCAGGAACGCGGUUAUCGUGGUUUUAUGGCAAAUUACGAGGCUGUGUGUGGUGGAGACGUUGAGUUAGAUGGCAUUGGCCAUCUGGAAUCUCCCAACUAUCCCGAGGAGUAUCAAUCAAGCAAGGAGUGUGUCUGGCGACUGACAGUACCCGACGAGUAUCAGGUGGCACUGAAGUUCCAAUCAUUUGAAAUUGAAAACCAUGACAAUUGUGUUUAUGACUAUGUCGAAGUCCGGGAUGGACACAAUUUCGAUUCACCAUUGAUUGGCCUUUACUGUGGGUACAAAGCUCCACCGGAUUUACGAUCUACGGGGAACAAACUUUUCGUUAAGUUUGUUAGUGAUGGGUCGGUGCAGAAGGCUGGAUUCUCUGCCACUGUUAUGAAAGAAUAUGAUGAGUGUGCUUUAACUGACCAUGGCUGUGAGCACGAUUGCAUAAAUACCUUGGGCGGUUACGAAUGUUCAUGUAAAAUUGGAUAUGAGUUGCACUCCGAUGGAAAGCACUGCGAAGAUGCCUGUGGAGGGCUUUUCGAUGCCAGCAACGGCACAAUCACUAGUCCUUCGUUCCCAGAAACAUAUCCGGGAAAUAAAAAUUGCAUCUGGGAAAUAGUGGCACCACCGCAGUAUCGAAUUACCCUGAAUUUCACCCAUUUCGAUCUUGAGGGAAAUAAAGUUUAUCAUCAGGAAUGUGAAUAUGAUUCAGUAGAAGUUUUCAGCAAAUUAGGAGACGACAUUUUAAAAAAACAUGGAGUUUUUUGUGGAUCGAAGAUACCUAUGCCGGUUAUUUCGGAGGGAAAUGCCAUGAGGAUUGUUUUCACUUCUGAUAAAAACAUCCAGAAAUCGGGAUUUGCAGCUGUAUUCUUCACCGACAUGGACGAAUGUGCAAUAAACAAUGGCGGCUGUCAACAUGAGUGUCACAACACGAUUGGUUCCUACGAAUGCUCCUGUCACAAUGGGUUCAAGCUCCACGAGAACGGUCACGAUUGCAAGGAGGGCGGCUGUAAGUACGAGAUAACGAGUCCAGUUGGAACUAUAACAUCACCAAAUUAUCCAGAAUACUAUCCAGCACGUAAGGACUGCGUUUGGCAUUUCACGACGACCCCGGGACACCGUAUAAAGCUCAUUUUCAAAGUAUUCGACAUGGAGCCCCAUCAAGAGUGCGCUUACGACCACAUCGCCAUUUACGAUGGGGAUUCACCAGACAGUCACACGCUCGGAAGAUUCUGCGGCACUAAAGAGCCUCAUCCAAUGAUUGCCACUGGAAAUCAAAUGUUUAUGGUCUUCAAGAGUGAUGCAUCUGUACAGAAAAAAGGAUUCUUAGCCACUCACACAACUGCUUGCGGAGGACACUUGAUGGCUGGAGACACGCCAAAACACAUUUACUCCCAUGCGAGAUAUGGCAGUCAUAAUUACGACCAUCGAACUGAUUGUGAUUGGACUAUUGAAGCUCCUCUUGGCAAAAAUGUGCAUUUGACAUUCCUGUCUUUUCAACUAGAGCAUGAGGAGGAUUGUACUUAUGAUUUCGUGGAGGUUUAUUCGGGGCUGGAUGCCUCUAGCCCAAGUUACGGAAAAUUCUGCGACUCGAAUAUCACAGAUAUCGUAUCAAUGAACGAAGCUCUCCUGAUUCGCUUUCGAACAGACGACACCGUAUCAAACAAGGGUUUCUCAGCUGCUUUCGUAGCUGUUGAUCGUCAAGACAGUGAAGAGAAUCUCGGUGGGAUUGACGAAGAGGAUAAUCUCUGAUCGUUGAAUGGGCUCGGGAAUUUUCUCGAGCCCCAGGAGAGGACCACACCUCCCCCGAGACAGUUCGAGCCACCGCCGAAUCGUCGGCCUAUUUUUCCUAGCUAUCCAAUCGUCAAAAAACCACACAGACUCGAUUUGCCUGGACGAUCUCGUCGUGGAAGGUAUAACGGUGCAUCAGCAACCAUGAUUGGCGAUAAUUAUCGGCCUCGUUACAAGCGAAAACGAAAUCGCUCGUACCUCAAUUAAUGACAAUUUAAUCAGUUUUUUUUUUCUUCGUGAAUGAUUGCAGGAUAAUAAUCAACAAUGAUCGUGCCAUGUAAGUUAAGUAGACGUAUAUUUGUGGAGAUAUUUUAGAACUACAAUAAUCGUCGCGAUUUAUUGAUAAUGAUUAUCAUGAUUAACGUGAGACUAAAGUGAAGAAAUAAAUUUAAUCACUGCCUCAAGCACGUUGAUCACUCAAAAUUCUGUAUUAAGGAAAAUUCAAUUGUGAACUGUAUUUCGUUCGGGGUUUAAAAAUUUUUAAGGGUAUAUAAGUAUUUACAAAAUAGCGAAGGAUUUCAAAAUAAUCAAUUGCAAUUAUUGCAAUGUUACUUUACUCUACUUGACUUCUGAAACUAUUCGACAUUGGAGUACAGAUGAUUAGUCGAUAGGAUUGAUAGAAAUUAUUGUGAACGAAUAGCUCAAAGGGUUUGUUUCAAUGAUUAAAUGGUUAUUUUGAAGUGAUUUUCUUAAUGAGAUGUUUUAGAUAAAAUCAAAUGAAGAUUUUUUUGUAGAGAAUAUUGUGGACUGUUUUAUUAUGGAAAUAAAUCAGACAAUUAGUUUCGAUGAAUUCCUGUAAAAAAACCUCUCAAUAGAAGAAUGGAAAAACUAAAUUCUACUGAUUUUUGCUGUAAAGUGAUUGCAUUUAACAUUUUUUAUUUUAAAUAGUCGUGUAAUAGAAUUUAUAUUCAAUUCGCUGAGUCCUUAAUAUGCCUUAUCCGAGAGAAUCUCUGUAUUCACAAAAUAAACUAUCAACCCAAUUUGCGCAUCUACACUACUUCACUGAUAAAUUAAAAUUCGUGAACAACAUCUCAACUUAAUUUUUACUUCGACAAAUCUCAAGUGUUUGGUAGUAUGUAAUUGUAAAUAGAUAGACAAAAAAUGUAGAUUACUAGAUAAUUGUCAUCGUGAUGUUUUAUAAUGUUCAACGUUCAUCAUAAGAUCAAUGAUAAAAAUAAAAUUUCGAAUCACUUCAAAUAAUUAUGUAGAAUUAAUUGGCGCAUGUUUGUAGAGUAGUAGCUAAUCGAGGCUAUUCAGGAUAAUAAAAUUACAAAGCAAAUGUAUACAAAUUAAAUGUAAUGUCGGACUUGUUCCGACCCCCCUUCAUCGUCUCUAGUAACUAUUUUGUAGAAAAGGAAAUAUACAAAUGAUUGAGAAAACAAAAUAGUGAUCGUUUUCUUUUUUUUAUUCAUCCCCAGUUGAUUAUACAUAAUUUUUCUCUUUUUAAUGUUAAAAAAAAGGUUUUUUUGAUGGAUUAUUACGCUACGAUAUGGAGACGUUACUUUUACAGACUUAUCACAGGGUAAAAACAGUCGUAGUGACGACCAAUAUAUCAAUAAUUGAAUGGACAAUAAAGGAGAAAGCACUUUUUAAAUAAAAAAAAA